This is a messenger RNA of Aspergillus homomorphus CBS 101889, 2148 nucleotides long. RefSeq names its product Zn(II)2Cys6 transcription factor. The record is from RefSeq and is a predicted model, not a curated record. The transcript is spliced from 3 exons. The coding region runs from base 1 to 2148 and encodes 715 amino acids. Gene Ontology annotation, biological process: positive regulation of transcription by RNA polymerase II; DNA-templated transcription. NCBI's taxonomy places the organism in Eukaryota, Fungi, Ascomycota, Eurotiomycetes, Eurotiales, Aspergillaceae. Gene Ontology annotation, cellular component: nucleus. Gene Ontology annotation, molecular function: zinc ion binding; DNA-binding transcription factor activity, RNA polymerase II-specific; sequence-specific DNA binding.
AUGAAGUCCCACGACGACCCGCCUCGUAAAAGGCGUUGCGGUAAAGAGCGUGUACGUGUUACUCGUGCUUGCGACGCUUGCAAACGGAAGAAGUUACGGUGCUCAGGCACUCUUCCCUGUUCUCUCUGUCAGCGUACUGGCAGAUCGUGUGACUACACAGCCGAAUAUAACCGGGGGAAACUCCCCCCAAUUCCCUCGCGUGAACAGCCCACCACUCCUCCAAGAACCGAGACCACCACCGACUGCACCCUCGAGUCUCCAGCCUCAUCCUUGAGAGAGGAUGGCUUCGUUAAUGGUGCAGCCUCCCGCAACUCGCCUGAGGCCCAUCAGACCGAUAUGGAGGGUCAUUACGUCGGCCCUUCGUCGGGGGUCUCAUUCCUGAUCCGAGCCCAGAGGAGACUGCACGAGCAAAUCUCCCUCCCCAUCAAUGCCCCAAUUUUCAGCUUUGGGGAUGCCCCCUUGUCGAAUAUGGACCCGGCUUUUCUUCUUCUCCCGCCUCGCUCCGAUGCAGACGUUUUGGUUGCUCGUUACUUUGACUUUGCCUUUCCAACCCAUCGUUUUCUCCAUCAGUCGCAGGUCGAGUGUUGGAUUUCCGAGUUCUAUGGCCCACUGCAGGACUCAGCUGUUGCUGGGCCCGACAAGCGCUCAAUUCGCGCAUUGGUCCUGAUGGUCUUAGCCCACGCGAAACAAUGUUUAGCUGAGUCGGAUCAAGGCAUCGGAGCGUCGGUCAAUGGCACACUCUACUUAGCGGCAGCCGAGCACCAUCUGGCGGCAGAGACAGGUCCAGUGCGCCUGACGAGCGUGCAGGCCCGCUUGGCCCAGUGCUUCUACCUCUUGUCACAGUCUCGCAUCAAUCAUUGCUGGAGCUUGUUCGGUACGACCGCCCGGCUGGCCAUUGCUAUCGGCCUUCAUCGUGCUCGUAGGAGAGACCGGAGUUCCAGCUUUGAUUACGUGGAUGGAGAGUGUCGGAAACGCGUCUUCUGGUGUGCUUAUAGUCUUGACAAUUACCUGAGCGCCGCUUUGGGCCGGCCGCGCAUCUUCCACGACGACGACAUCGACCAGGAACUCCCCACGGUCGCAAAUGACGCCCAAAUCAAAUCCGACCAGAUCCUUCCGGCAGCAACAUCUGCGCAGAGCAUAAUGCUCGCCCCCGUUUACCAUGCUAAACUGUCGGUCAUCAUUGGUGGUAUCCUACAUGAUGUGUACGGGGCCCGGCGGGCCAGUGGGCAAGUGGAAGUUGCUGCUGCUGCCAAGUACGGGGCUGGCUUGUCUCGCUGGCGUCAGGAGCUAUCAAGUUUCCUCGAUCUACCGAGCGUCGAUCUGCUGAUGCUGACGUAUCAACGCCAGUAUACGGUGCUUAAUCUCGCCUUUUAUCAUGCUCAGAUUCUGCUAUACCGACCGUUCAUCCUGAAAGACUUUGGACUUUCUAUCGCCACCCCGCGUUCGCAGAGUGACAGGGCAGUUGUUGAGUCAACGAGAAAGUACACUGAGCUGUGUCUCGAAGCAGCCAUGAAAAUUGCCGCUAUCGUCCGCGAGCUAUGCAAUCGGCGAAGAAUGUAUUCCACCUUCUGGUUUACGCACUACUACGCCUUUUCGGCGAUUGUAGUUCUAUAUGUCCGUGUGGUCCAGGGCUCUACGCUAGUGAACCGGUCGGACCAACUGCGCAGCUAUCUUCGGAUCGCAGAGCAAGCCCAGCGAGAUCUCGCCCUCUGUGGGCCGCGUUCCUCGUUCGCACAGCGCUACGUGGUAGUCCUGGAGGAGCUUCGGAAAGAAGCUCGAGCUGCUAUCAACCGGACUCGGCCAAGUGUCGUGACAAGUGAGGCACCACUCCCGUCAAGUCUCCGCUCUCCAUCACAGCAGGGACUCGCCAGUACCGAACCAAGGCACAUCGCAAAGCCAGGAGUGAGCCAUAGCAUGUUCGAUAUACAGACUAUGCAGGUAAGCAUGAGAGCUUCGGAGCAUCAGUGGAUGGACCCGACCUCUGCGCAAUUACACCCGCAACCCUCCCAGGGAAACCCUGUAAGCGAUGGAUUGGCCGAGACGGGCAUGAUGGAUGUCUCCGAUUGGGGCGCUGUGGACUCGCUGGCAGCCGCUGGACUCGGAGAACUGGACUAUCUCUUUCCUUUUGAAGGCUUUCAAGGUGCAUAA